AUGCAGCUAAUGGCGUCCUUUUGGUCAAAGAUUCCCAUACCCACUGGCAAAGCAACUCUACGAAAGCCUCCACGAGACUCCAAGAUCGCCGAAUCCUCCAAGCCAGUCGUAUCCAGCAGCUCCAUCGAUAUUACGAGACCCGAUGCGGAGAAGGAGCAACCGACGCAGCUGCCCAGCCCACCGCCUGAGCCGAAAGAAAAGGUUGCCGUGCUCAACGAGGAACAGCUACACGCACUCUUCUCAGGGGCCCCUCAGUUCGGCAUCCAGCAUAAAGACAACAACCUAACCCCUACUGCUUCAUACCCCUGGGACGCCGAGUUGACAGUCAAGGAUGUCUCCGACUCGGCCCAGCUGGCACAACCUGCCUUCUCCGCAGCGACGCUCUAUCCGCACCUUCCGCUUGUACAAGAGCCCUUCGAGGAGGGGAAGCCGCACCAAAGCUAUGACGUAGGCACGGUGGAGGUCCCGAGCAUGCUGAGCGCCCAAGGAAUUGAGCCUGGCUCCAUUGGCUUCGUUCACUUCCUACAGUUGCCAAGGUCUGACAAUCUUGCUACAGACUUACAACAAUCACAGUCGAGCAAUGAGUUCUUGCAAGCAGCAAAAAACAAGGAGCACAUGCAGAGCGACCCGCAAAAGCUUGGCAUCCGGGAGGUUGACCAUUCUAUGGUUUACGAGCGUUUGACUGAGUUCGGCGAUUUACUUGAAGCUCUCCAGGACAGCCCCGAGAGGAUGACCAUUUUGAAUAACCAAUCGUCCGGAGAAUUGUACGCAAAUCUCUUCGGUAAAUUUCUAUAUCCACCGAAAUGGGACGGGUCUACCGAGGAUCCUACGGGUAUGAAAGUCCAGAUCGACACCCUACUCAAAGUCCUGCGGUUGAAGGGCGUGUGGUACGACUUCAGUCUGGUCGAAUGGCGAAUUAGACUGGGCCAGAUUCUAUGGAGUGAUUCAGAUACACCCGUCGAAAACGACAUUACCCAACCCCAUCAGCUGUGGUCAGAUCGAGACAUACUGCUUCUGCAGAUUUGCUUAUCCUGCGAGCUGCUCCUUCGACUAGAUGCAGUUACUAGCAUGGAUGCAGAUGAGGUGAAACAACGGAUGCACGUCACCCCAGAGGAGUUCCAGGGGUUUCUCGACCUUCAAACUAAGAAAACGAAUUGGGACUUAAUUCUAGCGCAGCGGUUCCUGGAUAAUAUUCUGGUCGUUAGAGAGAGCGACCCGACGCCUUUGCCGCAAUCUCCUAAAUCUGGGCUACUUUCGAUGCUUGGUAGAAGCGAGUCUAAGGGGCCACCAAAGCCUGACCUCAUCCUCCUUCCCCGUCAUCAAGCCCGCCAACUCUCAGGCCUCCUUAAUUUCGCGGAAACUGUCCAAUGGCCUGGCAUCGAUUUGGUUGUGAACGAAUUAGCGCAGAAGCUGGGUGUCUCAGACAACACCGCAGAACCAGAGCAACAACUAUCUCCUUACGGGAAAUUCCUAGAGCCCACUUCUCCUUCUAUCAGUAUAUAUGGAACCCCCCUAGCGACAUCGACAAGCAGCCCUCAUGACAGCUACUUUGGGCACAUGACCAGACCUUCUCUUAGCCGAAGUAACUCGCGAUCGUUAAAGGUUCCGCUGUUUACCAACCUACUGUCACACGCUGCGGACGGUGCAACAGGCACUUUGAACAUUGGUGGAUGGCUGAGUCGCUCCUAUCUCACCGGAUUAAUACUCCCCGGUGAAGCCAUUUCCCACUUUCUAAUGUCAACAUUAUUGGAAAACGACAAGCUUGCGAUUGCUGCUCUUGGCGAUUCCGCAAACCUGUAUGGCGGCUUCGUCUACGCAGAUAGAACCUGGUGGAGCAAGAGUUCCAUCGUUGGUCGCGUCCUUGCUUGCAUUGAGGGGGCUUCAGAGUGCAUGGGCUGGAUCUCGAUUGGAAGGCUUCCAGAAUUACAAGGCGAUGGAUGGUAUGCUCUCAGCAGUGAGCAGCUUCCAUUUGAACAACCAUCCCGCAUCGCAGCUAAGGAAGAUUUGCUCGGACGAGACUCUGCAAUCGUCCCAUGUAGCGACACAGAGAACAUCAAGCCUGAAGACCUUACCCUCCCUCUCGAUCCAAGCACACCCCCAAUUCCAUCCAUUGGGUUCCUGGAAUGGAACUUGACUUCCAUCAUCUCUGAACUAUCCGAUACUGAUUCCUCCUCCCAACCAGAAGCGGAGGCACACGUUGCUUCUAUUACCUUCACAUCCUUCGCUCGCGGCACCACACAUGUCUUCCCUCUCACCUACGACGUGCAGUUCAUAUCCUCAUUCCCAUGCACCCCGCCCCUAUCAUUCCCUAUGCCGAACUUCCCUCAAGUCCUUAAACGCUCCCUCUCCCGCUCCUCCUCCAAACGUAGUGUCCGCAGCGCUCGGAGCGGAAUCCGGCCAUCCCGCCACCUAAGCCGCCGCAACAGCCACGGCUACGAACCUCUUUUGUCGCACCCACCGGACUCCGCAGGCUUGCCACCAACGCGGACGUACUCGCCCCCUCCAGAUGAAGAAGACGAGGAUAGCAAUGACCAUAUCCCAACGCCGCAGAAAAGUGAGCCUAUGACAACACAUCCGCUGCAUGUCUCGUACAAGUACAAAAUCGUAUCAGUGACGGAGAUUCUGGAUCCGAAUUUUGAAAUACCGCUUAAGAUCCCGAUUACGUCCUGCGGGUCGCCUGCGCCAUCGAAUCCGGACAUACCACUGGAGGAGAAAGAAGAUACUUUCAAGGAUGAAGAAAGGGUUAUUCUUGUCCUCGACGCUCGCUCCUCGAAAGAACUCGAACUCCUAGCCCGAGCCUGGUGCGCGGAUAAAGGCCUCCAUGCGAUAAUCGGACGUGUAGGACGCACGUGUCUUGCCUGCUGUGUUAGGGAGGCUAGGGGACUUGGAGUCAGCGUCGUGGUUAGAGCUUAAAGUGAGGGAAGCUAAGUAUGGAUGCUGAUAUGGAUAUGGAUAUGAAUUUGACGAAUGAACUUUGAUGAUACUGGAGUAUGCCCAGCUAACCUGAGAAUGGAUAACGAUAUAAGAUUGGUAUUUGGUUUGAUUUUUCCUGCUCUGAUGUUUGGGACGGUGGGCGGCGUGACUUGUUCAGCUAUAUACCCAGAUUUUAGUAUACGGAUAUUUCGUUUGAUUCUUGAAUAUACAUUUGAUGAUGGGUGUUGUUAAGCCUGCAUGUCUGGUGAGUGGAGGACGUGUAGAUUUAAGCACUCCCAAGACUAUAUUCAUGUCCUGAACCAAAACGCUCACGUUCUCCGUCAAAUUCCAGCAACGCU
Molecule: messenger RNA, 3272 nt
Organism: Lindgomyces ingoldianus
Lineage: Eukaryota; Fungi; Ascomycota; Dothideomycetes; Pleosporales; Lindgomycetaceae
Exons: 1
Coding region: 1-2913 (970 amino acids)
Source: RefSeq, a predicted model, not a curated record